CCUAAUCAGAAUGCUGAAGACCACCACAGUUGUAUCGACCCCUUUUUCAAGCAUUAUGCAUGCAAACGGACAGCGUCGACAGCCCGCCCUGCAUUAGCGGCAUGGAAGCCACUUAAAAGUAAAGGAGAAACGCUUUACGUACAGCAGAAAGCCCCGCGGCUUCACGGGACGGACGUUGGAAUACUGUAUUCGGGCUUACUUGCAUUCAUUCUUUUUAACGUGGACAAUCAUGGUUUUAUUGCUUUGGGGUCUAAGCGUUUUAGUUUUCCUCACUGAUUUUAUGAAUGCAGCAGCGUCCGUAGGCAGACCGCGAAGUUUGGAAAAAGCGAAAUUGCCCGAGUUUGGCGCGUAUGAUAUUGUAACUCCAGUAAGAGUGAAUGAAGCCGGUGACAAAUUGCCAACGGGCGUGCACUUCAAAAGGAGAAAGCGGAGUACAGACCCAAUAACCAGCCACAUCUCCCAUCAUUGGGCCUCGCCGCACGUCUAUUAUCAAAUAUCGGCUUUUGGGCAGGACUAUAUCCUUAACCUUACGCUCGAGUCGGGAUUUAUUGCACCAGUUUACACUGUCACGAUACUUGGAGCAUCCAGUCUAAAUAAUUCAGAGGAGGAGGAGGACACGGAGUAUCAGCAUUGUUUUUACAAAGGACAUGUGAACGGUGGACAGCAUACUGCAGUCAUCAGCCUCUGCUCCGGUUUGCUUGGCACUUUCAGGUCACCUGAAGGGGAGUAUUUUGUGGAGCCCCUUCAUAGCUACAAUGGUGAAGACUAUGAAGAAGAACACAUCAAACCUCAUAUUGUAUACAGAAAAAAUGCCUCAAAGUCGACUGUAGAAGAUUCGAACUCAUGUGAAACUUCAGGACAUAAAGAGCCACACAGCAGACACAGGGACAGACUGAGGAGAAAAACGUCCUCAAGCAUGCUGUCCGACCUGGAGACUCUUAAUUCCAGACUCCCCUCUACGGAAAACAAGCACAACUCUGCUAAUGAAAGCAGUAACUCCAAGCCACACCAGAGAUCAAAGCGUUUCCUUUCCUACCCCCGUUUUGUUGAAGUCAUGGUUGUGGCAGACAGCAAAAUGGUGGAACAUCAUGGAAGCAACCUCCAGCACUACAUACUUACCCUGAUGUCCAUUGUUUCCUCUAUCUAUAAGGAUCACAGCAUUGGAAACCUGAUUAACAUUGUAAUUGUGAAAUUGGUCAUUAUAAAGAACGAGCAGGAUGGACCCAAUAUUUCUUUCAAUGCGCAGUCCACUUUGAAAAACUUCUGCAUAUGGCAGCAGAGUCAAAACAACCCGGAUGACAACCACCACUCACACCAUGACACCGCCAUCUUAAUCACAAGGCAGGAUAUUUGUCGAACGCAGGACAAAUGCGACACUUUAGGUCUUGCUGAGCUGGGAACAGUUUGUGAUCCGUAUAGGAGUUGCAGUAUUAAUGAGGAUAACGGACUAAGUACGUCUUUCACCGUCGCUCAUGAGCUCGGCCACGUGUUUAACAUGCCUCAUGAUGAUAGUAACAAAUGCAAGGAGGAUGGAGUUAAGAACCAGCCACAUGUGAUGGCACCUACGCUCAACUAUAACACUAAUCCCUGGAUGUGGUCCAAAUGCAGUCGGAAAUACAUCACAGAGUUCCUCGACACAGGGUAUGGUGAGUGCCUGCUCGAUGAGCCCGUUUCUAGGCCAUACGGUUUGUCCCAGCAGCUGCCUGGACAGAUAUACAACGUCAAUAAACAAUGUGAACUGAUAUUUGGGCCUGGGACCCAGGUGUGCCCAUAUAUGAUGCAGUGUCGGAGACUUUGGUGCACCAGUCCAGAUGGAGUCCAGCGAGGCUGCCGGACCCAACACAUGCCCUGGGCUGAUGGGACAGAAUGCUCUCCAGGAAAGCAUUGUAAACAUGGGCAGUGUGUCGCUAAAGAGCCUGAAUCGUUUCUAGUGGACGGAGCCUGGGGAGCGUGGAGUCCCUUUGGCACAUGCUCCAGGACCUGUGGAGGAGGAAUCAAGAUUGCUGUGCGUGACUGCAGCCGACCCGUGCCCAAAAAUGGGGGAAAGUACUGCGUUGGACGCAGGACGAGAUUCCGUUCCUGCAACUCUGAGCCGUGCUCCGAGCAAAAACAAGACUUCAGGGAGGAGCAGUGUGCCAGCUUUAAUGGCCGCCACUUCAACAUCAAUGGUCUACCUCCAAAUGUUCGCUGGGUGCCAAAGUACAGCGGAAUUUUAAUGAAGGACCGCUGUAAGCUCUUCUGUCGGGUGGCAGGCAGCACAGCUUACUAUCAACUCAGGGACCGAGUCACUGAUGGAACGCAAUGUGGGCCUGACACCAACGACAUCUGUGUACAGGGUCUGUGUAGGCAAGCAGGAUGUGACCACGUGUUGAACUCCAAGGCCAGGAGAGAUAAAUGUGGGGUGUGUGGUGGGGAUAACUCAUCAUGCAAAACUGUUGCAGGAACAUUCAACACUGUGCGUUAUGGUUAUAAUGUUGUGGUGCAGAUCCCCAGUGGUGCUACUAACAUAGAUAUAAGACAACACAGCUACUCAGGGAAACCAGAGGAUGAUAACUACCUCGCUUUGUCCAACAGCCGCGGAGAAUAUUUACUCAAUGGAGAUUUUGUGGUCAGUAUGUUUAAAAGGGAAGUCAAAGUUGGAAAUGCUGUCAUAGAGUACAGUGGAUCCGACAAUGCGAUCGAGAGGAUCAACUGCACUGAUCGCAUAGAUGAGGAGAUUGUUGUCCAGGUGCUAUCUGUAGGUAACCUGUAUAACCCAGACGUCAGGUAUUCCUACAACAUUCCCAUAGAAGACAAACCUCAGCAGUUUUUUUGGGAUGCGUACGGCCCUUGGCAGGAUUGCAAUCUUCUGUGCCAAGGAGAGCGCAAGAGGAAAGUAUUGUGUACUCGUGAGUCAGAUCGUGUGAUGGUGUCUGAUCAGCGGUGCCAUGGCUCUUCUAAACCAUCUGUGGUCACUGAGCCCUGCAACACAGACUGUGAACUCAGGUGGCACGUUGCUCGCAAAAGCGAGUGCACAGCCACAUGUGGACCAGGCUAUCGCACGUUAGACAUUCAAUGCACCAAACAGAGCAGACUGGAUGGAAAGACCCAGAAGGUUGAUGAGCGUUACUGCAGUAGCCAACGCAAGCCUGAUGAUAAGGAGGAGUGCCAUGGAGACUGCAACCCUGGUCGAUGGGAGUACUCAGACUGGGGAAAGUGCUCCAAAAGCUGUGGAGGUGGAACGCGCCAUAGGAAUGCAAAAUGCAGAAAGUCAACAGAGAAUGGUGAUGAAAGCAGGUGCAACCCAGAAGAAAAGAUCUCUGUCCAGCAGUGCAAUGACUUCCCGUGUCCUCAGUGGAAAACUGCAGAGUGGUCAGAGUGUUUGGUGACUUGUGGGAAGGGCUACAAGCACCGCCAGACGUGGUGUCAGUUUGGAGAGGAGCGCCUAGACGACCGCUUUUGUGAUUCCUCCAAACCAGAGUCAGUACAGGCCUGCCAACAGCAAGAAUGUGCGUCUUGGCAGAUGGGACACUGGGGACAUUGCACCACCACGUGCGGUCCGGGUUACCAGAUGAGAGCUGUGAAGUGUGUGGUUGGUGAAUAUGGAUCGGUCGUGGAUGACACGGAUUGUAAUGCAGCAACACGUCCAACAGACACUCAGGACUGUGAACUUUCUCAGUGCCCUGUCACACAUCCUGUUGGCCGAGAGACUAAAGUGAUGUCACAUCCCGGUCAUAAAACACAGUGGCGCUUUGGAUCAUGGACACAAUGUAGUGCCACCUGUGGAAAAGGAAAUCGUAUGCGCUACGUGAGUUGCCGGGACCAGCAGGGUGGUGUGGCGGAGGAAUCGGCCUGCUCCCAUCUGCCAAAACCUCCAGCUUCGGAGGUUUGCUCUAUAGUGGCGUGUGGACAGUGGAAGGUUCACGAAUGGACUGCGUGCUCCGUAUCCUGUGGUCAAGGUAAAACUGCUCGGCAGGUCGUAUGUGUAAACUUCAAUGAUCAAGUUGUGGAGAUGACUGAGUGUGAUGCCGACGAUCGCCCAGCCACAGAGCAGGAGUGUACCAUGCCCCAGUGUCCAUCUCGCUCCAGCGAUCGCGAGGACUUUACACCUAACCCUGAUUCCCGGAAAAAGGUCAUUUCCACCGGCCGAGCUAAUCGUAACAGAGCUGGUACACCUCAGUCACAUCUGUGGAGGAUUGGACCAUGGGGGGCAUGCUCGAGUACCUGUGCCGGAGGAUUUCAGAGGCGUGUGGUAGUGUGCCAGGAUGAAAAUGGCUAUCCUGCCAGCAACUGCGAUGGAAGUACACAGCCCAUAGAGCAGCGCUCCUGUGAAUCCGGCCCCUGCCCUCAGUGGUUUUAUGGCAGUUGGAGUGAGUGUUCCAAGUCCUGUGGAGGAGGGAUAAAAACUCGCUUGGUUGCUUGUCAGCGGCCCAACGGGGAGCGAUUUAACGAUCUGAGCUGUGAAAUUCUUGACAAACCACCGGACCGAGAGCAGUGCAAUACUCAGUCCUGCUCUGUUAACCCUCACUGGAGCACAGACCAAUGGAGCUCGUGCUCUGCUUCCUGUGGGAAAGGCUUCAGAUAUCGUAAUGUGACGUGCGCCAGUCAGUCCGGCCAGCCAAUCACAGAGGAGAACUGCAUGCACCUGCCCCUCCCACAUAAGCAAAAGCGGUGCAGAGGUGGGAGGUGCCCCAAGUGGAAGACAGCAAGCUGGGGAGAGUGUUCGUCAUCGUGUGGGAAUGGUCUGCAGCAUCGAGAGAUCUCUUGUGUAAUUGAGGGUGAACACAAAACGCAGGAGUCUAAAUGUUCUCGACUCCCCCGUCCCCCCUCUACCAAACCCUGUCGAAUCCCUGACUGUGUCUCAAACUCCAGAUGGAGCAAAGGGGACUGGCAAGAGUGCAACAAAACUUGUGGUAUCGGCCACAAGUAUCGAGCAGUGGUGUGUUUGGAUGAGGAGGGAUCUGAGGUUCAUGACAUGUACUGCGAUAACCAAAUGAAACCAGCUGAUAUUGAAACCUGUAACACACAGCCCUGUGAGUUCAUCUGGAUUACAGGAGAGUGGUCUGAGUGCUCAGUCACCUGUGGUGAGGGGUAUCAGAGGAGGCUGGUGUCCUGCAGUGAGGUUCAUGCUGGGAUUGAUAAUUAUGAGUAUGAUUUUAACUCUUCCAUCAACUGCCCCGGCACUCCUCCUGAGGCCGCCAUGCCCUGCUUUCGGUUACCUUGUCCUGCCCCACACACUUGGAGAGUGGGUAUAUGGGGACCUUGUUCUGCAAGCUGUGGAAGUGGCUGGCAGAAGAGAAGAGUGGAGUGUAUUUCAGAAGAGGGUGACGUCACUGACAAAUGCCCCGCCUCCUCUAAACCCGAGCAACGAAAAGCCUGUGUCAAUCCCUCUUGCCAAUUACCCACUAACUGCAGAGGUGUGCAGCUCCAGAACAGUUUAUUUUCUGAUGGAGAACAGAGUUUAAACAUAAACGGGAAAGCGUUAAAAAUUUAUUGUUCAGAUAUGAACACAGACAGUCCCAAGGAAUAUAUUUCAUUGCUCACUGGGGAAGAAGAGAACUUCUCUGAAGUCUUUGGAUACAGGCUAAUGGAUCCCACACACUGUCCAUCCAACUUAAGCAAGAGAGAAGAUUGCCCGUGUAGGCGUGACUACACAGCAGCAGGUCUCUCUGCGUUCACAAGAGUCAGAGUGGAUCUUAAUAAAAUGACCAUUAUAACUACGGACUGGAAGUAUGCCAUCAUCCAUGAAGGGCAAAAAGUUCCUUUUGCCACAGCAGGGGACUGCUACAGUGCUGCACGCUGUCCACAGGGCCGGUUCAGAAUCAACCUGUCAGGAACUGGGUUUAAGGUUUCAGAUGAGACCACCUGGAUUUCUCAAGGAAACUAUGCCGUUGCUGACAUACACAAAUCUCAGGAUGGCAGUAGAGUAACUGGUAUAUGUGGUGGUUAUUGUGGCAAAUGCACUCCCUCUUCCAGAUCUGGACUUCUUGUUGAAGUUUCAUGAUGCACUGGUAAUUGUCAGGUCUGCUGUUCAAAUAUCAGUAGAGUUAUAUUAAAGUUUUCAGUAUGAAGAAGCAGAAUUUGACCUUUUCUAAACAUCCUGUCUGACAGAAGGUGACAGCGGCUCAGGUCUUUAGAUCCAAUGGAACUGAAACAGAAUCUUUGGCAGCAUGUCAAACUACAAACAUAUUUUCUUGUUUGUUUGUUUGUUUGUUUUAUUGAUGAUGUUCAAAUGCUUCUUAAUGGAGUCUUUUCUUUAUCUGUGGUGCUAAAGAAAGUGAAGAACAUACUUUUUUAUCUUCUUUUGUAAUUUUACCAAAAAGACUAUGUCAGGUCUUUUUAAAGAUUGUUUAUGAUCUGCAGGGUGCUGUACACAUAUUUUUGGGUAAUAUUGUCAAAGGAAGCAAUUUUUCUUUCUGACUAUUAUUUGAUAUAAUGAAAUGUUCCUCCUUUAAAAUGCAUUAAUAACAUUUUUGAAAGUAUUGAUGUACCACACACUUUACAUAUGAGCCAUAAGAACAGUGAAGUGUUUACAUCUGGGAAAUAUUAAUGCUAAAAUCGAAUGCAUAAUUUGAAUAGUUGAUGAUUAUCCUAAUAGAGGACAUAUGUUAUGUGUUAUUUAUAAGCAAAAAUGAGCAGAGUGAGCCUAAAUAAAAAAAGUCAAGAACGGUUUGAAAACACACACAAAGGUGGUGCUAGUAUGUUUAGUCACUCAGGAACAUUAUUGUAGCUCUGAAUAGAGCAGUUGGCCAUCAUUUAGUCUCAUCUAAAGCAAACAAAGCUUUAAUUCAGACAAAUUCACCAGUCUUUUAAAACAUGUAUGCUAAUACUAAUUAUAUAUGUUCACAAAUAUGUACCCAUAUACUGAAAUAGAUAAACUGUAUCUAAAUAGUGAUGCUGUUGUGCAAUAAUGUAUCUUACAAGCUUUGCAAGCUUAUGUGAUUUUUAGACCUAAAAAGAUUUUUAGACUUUCCGGUCAUUGGGUUUGACACAGUGGUUGGAUGGAGGACACUUGUUAGUGUGAGAAAAGAUGUCAGAUGAAUGGCAAGGGAGAAGAAAAUGUUUCAUAUUUGAAACCUUGCAAAAACUUGUUUAUUGCCCAAAUAGUUAAAGGCUAUUAUGGACCCAGUAGCAGGCUAGAAGUACAGUAGUAACGUCUAUCAGACUAUUUCAUAGGAAGUGUCCCACUCUUUGUUUUGUUUUUUUAAGUUUGUUUUUUAUUGUUGUAUAAUCAUUUUAAAAAAAUGCCUACCUCAGUUCUUUGGCGGUUAUAAGCUUUUAUCUGUUUUUAAA
Molecule: messenger RNA, 7272 nt
Organism: Paramisgurnus dabryanus
Lineage: Eukaryota; Metazoa; Chordata; Actinopteri; Cypriniformes; Cobitidae
Gene: adamts9
Product: ADAM metallopeptidase with thrombospondin type 1 motif, 9
Biological process (GO): extracellular matrix organization; proteolysis
Cellular component (GO): extracellular matrix
Molecular function (GO): zinc ion binding; metalloendopeptidase activity
Source: RefSeq, a predicted model, not a curated record